Messenger RNA from Staurois parvus, 548 nucleotides. The record is from the annotation of a GenBank genome assembly. NCBI's taxonomy places the organism in Eukaryota, Metazoa, Chordata, Amphibia, Anura, Ranidae.
AGAUGAGCCCCACCCCCAUUUACAUCAGAUGUCAAGUGCCCCCACCACCAUCAGAAGACAGGUCCCCCACUAUCCCUUACACCCCACCACCAUCAGAAGACAAGUCCCCCUACCAUUCCUUACACCCCCCCCCACCAUCACCCACCCCUUAUCAGAAGGACAAGUCCCCCACCAUCCCUUACACCCCCCCCCACCCACCAUCAGAAGACAAGUCCCCCACUAUCCCUUACACCCCACCACCAUCAGAAGACAAGUCCCCCUACCAUUCCUUACACCCCCCCCCCACCCCCACCCACCAUCAGAAGGCAAGUCCCCCACUAUCCCUUACCCCCCACCAUCCACCAUCAGAAGACAAGUCCCCCACCAUACCUUACACCCCCCCCACCAUCAGAAGGCAAGUCCCCCACCAUCCAAGUCCCCACCCCCUUACCAUCAUCAGAAGACAAGUCCCCCACCAUCCCCCCCCCACCAUAGAAAACAAGUCCUCCACCAUCCCUUACCCCCCACCCACCAUCAGAAGGCAAGUCCCCCACCACCAUUCCUUACCC